CAAACGCACUCCCCUUCCAGCACUGGAUACACACUAUACAUCCAUAUGCACUGUUCUCCCAUUAGACAAGUCCUCUUAGUCAGCUCCCAUUCACACACACACACACACACACACACACACACAUUUAGAUUUCAAGACGGGAUGCACUGAUUGUCAUCAUUGUGCAUCAAGCAGUGGUGCUGGCCUUCUCCUGGACCAAGAGCAAACAGCAAGUUUCAUCCAGCCAUCAUACAGAUGGCGAGAAGAGAGAGAAUGAUGUGUGAUGGAAGACAGGAGAGUUAGGGAGUGUUACAGAGGAAGACAGAGAGUCAGAGCCCAUAUUACCAUCUAGAUAAGGUUAGAGAGUCAUCAGCAACACUGGAGCAGCAUGUCUCAAAUGAAGAGGUACACUUAUAGCAGGACCACUAGUAGCGGCAGCAGCAGGAUGAGUUCAGAUGGAGGAGGACGGCCAGUGAAGGUGGGUUCAGUAGUGGAGGUCAUUGGCAAGGGCUAUCGUGGCACCGUGGCCUACAUUGGCAAUACUCUCUUUGCCUCUGGGAAAUGGGUAGGAGUCAUUCUGGAAGAGGCCAGAGGCAAGAACGAUGGCACAGUGCAAGGCAAGCGCUACUUCACCUGCCUUGAGAACCACGGCAUAUUUGUGCGGCAGUCACAGAUCCAGUUGGUGGAGGAUGGGGCAGACACAACAUCGCCUGAUACUCCUGAAGCUGCCACAUCUAAAGUGCCUAAGCGAGAGAUUCUGGAGGCUCCCAAGUCUAAUAAAGUACGAGGAGCCAAACCUAAAAAGACGCCAGCUCCUCGUAAGACUACGGCCAGGAGGCCAAAGGCACGUACGGGUGUUGGAGUGAAGGUGGGAUCUGGCUCUGCUUCAGCAGGAGAGAUGAGCAGCAGUGAACAAAGUACACCUGCUCAGACCCCACUGGCUGCUCCUGUUAUCCCCUCUCCUGUUGGGACACUCCCCUCCCCUGGAGCUCCAUCCAUCUCUGCCCCCAGUAAGGAGGAGGAGGCUCUACGGGCACAGGUGAAAGAUCUGGAAGAGAAGCUGGAGACUCUGCGGAUGAAGCGGGCAGAGGAUAAGGCUAAGCUUAAAGAGCUGGAGAAGCACAAGAUUCAGCUGGAGCAGUUACAGGAGUGGAAGACCAAGAUGCAGGAGCAGCAAAAUGAGCUACAGAAACAACUCAAAGAGGCCAAAAAGGAAGCAAAAGAGGCUUUAGAAGCAAAGGAGCAUUAUAUGGAGGAGAUGGCAGACACUGCAGAUGCUAUAGAGAUGGCAACUUUAGAUAAAGAGAUGGCUGAGGAGAGGGCAGAGUCUCUGCAGCUGGAGGUGGACGCACUUAAAGAAAAGAUGGAGGAACUGACCAUGGACCUGGAGAUCCUCAAACAUGAGAUAGAGGAGAAAGGCUCUGAUGGUGCAGCAUCUAGUUUUCAUGUGAAACAACUGGAGGAACAAAAUGCCCGUUUGAAGGAGGCCUUGGUCAGAUUGCGCGACCUGUCAGCCUCUGAGAAACAGGAGCACUUGAAGUUGCAGAAACAGAUGGAGAAGAAGAACUUUGAGCUGGAGGCAAUGAGGAUGCAGAAAGAGAAAUUACAGGAAGAAAUGAAGAUGGCAGAGAAGACCAUAGAUGAGCUCAAAGAGCAGGUGGAUGCAGCUCUUGGAGCAGAAGAGAUGGUGGAGACUCUAACUGAGCGAAAUCUGGACCUGGAAGAGAAAGUGCGAGAGCUCAGAGAGGCUGUUACUGACCUGGAGGCCAUUAAUGAGAUGAAUGACGAGCUGCAGGAGAACGCUAGAGAGACGGAGCUGGAGCUGAGGGAGCAGCUGGAUCUGAGCGCAGCCAGUGUGCGAGAGGCAGACAAACGUGUGGAAGCGGCACAAGAGACCGUGGCAGAUUACCAACACACCAUCCAGAAAUACAGGGAACUGACCGCACACCUGCAGGAAGUGAACAGAGAGCUGAUGAGCCAACAAGAGGCCACUGCUGAGACGCAGCAGCAAUCUGCAGAGAUCUUCGACUUUAAGAUCAAGUUUGCAGAAACCAAAGCAUAUGCGAAGGCCAUUGAGAUGGAGUUGCGUAAGAUGGAAGUGACUCAGGCGAACAGACAGGUGGCUCUUCUCACUUCAUUCAUGCCCGACUCCUUCCUGAGACAUGGAGGGGACCAUGACUGCAUCCUAGUCCUGCUGCUUAUACCCAGGCUCAUCUGCAAGGCAGAGCUGAUCAGUAAGCAGGCACAGGAGAAGUUUGAUCUUACUGAGAACUGCUCUCAGAGGCCUGGGAUGAGAGGGGCUGUGGGCGAGCAGCUCAGCUUUGCUGCUGGACUUGUUUAUUCUCUGAGUCUGCUUCAGGCAACACUGCACAAAUAUGAAUAUGCCCUUAAUCAGUGUGAUGUGGAGGUAUAUAAACAUGUGGGCUCCCUUUACUCGGAGAUGUGCGUGCACGAGCGUUCUUUGGACUUCCUCAUUGAUUUGCUGCACAAGGAUCAACUGGAUGAAACUGUGAAUGUGGAGCCACUUACUAAGGCUAUUAAAUAUUAUCAGCACCUUUAUAGCAUUCAUCUAGCCGACCAGGCAGAGAACUGCACCAUGCAGCUGGCUGACCAUAUAAAAUUUACCCAGAGUGCUCUGGACUGUAUGAUGGUGGAGGUAGGUCGGCUGUGCUCCUUCCUGCAGGCUGGAGGAGAAGAAGAAACACCGUUUUUUGUGCUGCUUAAAGAUCUGGACACUUCUUGUAGCGACAUUCGCCAGUUCUGCAAAAAGAUUCGACGUCGCAUGCCAGGCACUGAUGCUCCAGGCAUCCCUGCUGCCCUCAGCUUUGGCUCUCAGGUGAGUGAGACGCUGGCAGAAAGCAGAAGGCAGCUGGCUUGGGUGAAUGCUGUGCUGCAGGAGGUGGCUGCAGCAGGAGCUCAACUCAUUGCUCCACUUGGAGAACAUGAGGGUCUUCCAGUGCUUAAACUGGAGGACAUGGCCUUCAAAGCAGCUGAACAGAUCUACGGCUCCCAGGGUAUAAACCUCUAUGAGUGUCUGCGGCAGUCCUGUAGCGUCGUCAUCGCAACCAUGAACAAGAUGGCCACUGCUAUGCAGGAGGGAGAAUACGACUCGGAGAAGCCACAGACUGGGAUGGCACCAGUAGAAGUGCGAGCGGCUGCACUGAGGGCCGAGAUCACAGACGCUGAAGGACUCGGCCAAAGAUUGGAAGACAGAGAGACUGCCAUCAAAGAGCUCAAGAAAUCCCUCAAAAUAAAGGGUGAAGAGCUGUGUGAGGCCAACGUGCGGCUGAGUCUUCUAGAGAAGAAGCUGGACAGCGCUUCAAAGGACGCAGACGAACGUGUGGAAAAAAUCCAGACCAUUCUGGAUGAGACCCAGGCACUCCUGAAGAAAAAGGAGAAGGAAUUUGAAGAAACCAUGGAUGCUCUGCAAGCUGACAUAGACCAACUUGAGGCAGAGAAGACGGAGCUGAGACAGCGGAUAAACAGCCAAUCAAAGAUGACCAUCGAGGGACUCAGAGGAAGUCCCGCCUCUGGCAUUGCAUCCAUUGUGACUGGUGGCAUUACAACUGGUGCUGUAGGCGUGUGUGCUGCAGGAGGUGUGCAGGUGAUAGAUUCUCCACUGCUGUCCCAACAGAUUGAAGCUCAGAGACUCAGCAUAAAGCACCUGAAAAACGAAAACAACAUCCUGAAGGCAGAGAAGAUGCGUGCUCAGUUAGCUUCACUUCCUCCACUGAACGUGUCAAAGCUGAGCUGGCGAGAGGGUUGUAGACCGGAGGUCCUAUCCAGCGCUCUCUAUCGCAAAACAGACCAACUCCUGGAAACACUGCUGCAAAUGAGUGCUAAUGUCAAAGUCGUAGACAUCACUGGAAAGUCUCCAGUGACUCCCAGUGCCCAGCUCCUGGAGCAGACAGCAAGGCUACAGUCUCUCAGUGAGACUCUCGACAGGCUAAAGGAUGAAGUGGCAGAGCAUGUGGUGUCUCAGAGACCUGGCGCUCAGGUUUCGUCCGACUUCGCUACUUUCCCCUGCACCUCCUUCGUAAAGGCUAAGGAGGAAAAGAUGAGAGAUGAAGUGUUGGUUGGUCGUGUGAUGGUGCCUUGUGCUCGAGGGAAGGAGCAGGUUCACCGGCUUAUGCUGUCACAGCACCAGCUGCAAAGAGUGCAUCGCCUGCUUCAGACUUAAACACAACCUUCAGCAAGAACGAGCCUUGCCACCGCUUCCUGAGAAACCUGCUCCUUUUUCACUAGAUUCAUCUCAAAUUUACCAUCAGAAGGACGCGUAGUAUACCUCGUUUACCUGGACGAUUCACGGUUUGCAGGGACGGGUUGGAUGUUACUUUUCCUUGGACAUCUUCACAGCCUCAGAAGCACAUGCUCCUACUGAGGCAGAAAGCAGCAACUGAGAAAAAUAACUAUUUAUUUAGUUUAUGUCCAGCGAAAUAAGUAGUAGUUAGAAAAUUUGAUAAAGGCUGUUUGAAGGUCCUUUUUAAACUGGUAAAUUAAAUGGCAUAAUAAAAAGGGGAAAUCAUUUUGAUAGAUGCUGCCUUUUGCCUUAGCAGGACAACACAGUUUACUAGUUGAGUUGUUUUUUUUUAUCAGUGGCUGCAGGCAAAACGUUAAACGCUUCCUUGAAACUGACACCAGUGCACCAUCUAUUCACCCCUGAUUCAACACUCCUGAUUCGACACUUAAGAUACUUUCUAACGCACUCUUUAGCUGAUUUCAGUGAGCUAGAAGGAGAAAAACACAACUUUCUGCAUAGCUGACUGCUGUGAUCAUAAGAUAUUUUUAAAUGGUUUAAAACUCUGACAGUGCAAAUCUUCAAGGACAAAUACAAGCAGUCAUCAUGGUGCGCUAUAAAAUUAUAGUGUUCCGAAUUAUUAAUCUGGCCCGUUAUAUAGAUCUACUACUACUAUAACAGGGACCAGAACAUGGAACCUUCAGGUUUAGGGCAUAUUUGCUACGAUAAUGUUCCGUUUGUCCCUUUUUAAUCAUCCACAAUCAUCCAUUGGCAUUAGACAAGGCAAAAAGCAGAAAAUACUGUAAAAGCAUACCUUAGCAUGUAUUCAUUUCUGCUUUUAAAAUAUGUAAACUAAUUUUACAGUCACAAACACUGUUUCAAAUAUUUCACGUAUCUCUAUCGCUUACUGACGGGUUUAAACAGGAUGAGAGAUUUAGAAAACGCAAGACUGAGACUAGGAUUUAAUAUUUAAACCAAAGCUGUUUAAAUGUGCUACACUGUGCUGUGCUGUGUGAGCAUUUUUGUGUUUAACAAGGAGUUUGGAGAAGAGAGUUUACAUCCCAGAUAUUCACUUAGAAAGAUGACAUGGUCAGUGAUGAUUUCGGGUGAAGGAGCUGCGGCUGGAAGAACAAACUGCACAGUAUUUGCUCAAAAGUCAAUAUUUCAAGUGGUCUUAAGUAAUCAAUGUUGUCUUAAGUUAUUAACCUAUUUAUUGUGUAAAAUGCUUAAUGUUGCUUACGUUGACGUCAUUGUGAAGAAUGUGUUUGACAGCUGAAUA
Molecule: messenger RNA, 5495 nt
Organism: Tachysurus vachellii
Lineage: Eukaryota; Metazoa; Chordata; Actinopteri; Siluriformes; Bagridae
Gene: dctn1b
Product: dynactin 1b
Exons: 30
Coding region: 368-4159 (1263 amino acids)
Biological process (GO): establishment of mitotic spindle orientation; nuclear migration
Cellular component (GO): axon; spindle pole; microtubule associated complex
Source: RefSeq, a predicted model, not a curated record